CCGGUAAAAACAAUAGUAAUUGGUUCUUUUUGGCACAAUUUUACAUUUAUCUGAUGUUUUAUACAUUUCUGAUACACUUCCAAACAUUUUUUCCAUCUAGCAUGCACAUACGUUGCUAGGGAAUACGCAACAUCCACUCCAAUAUUGCUUUCACGUAGUAAUAUUGCACGAUGGACAACAACGAAGAAGAUGAAUGUGGCGAGGUCAUCGAAUCGUCCCAGGUCCCAAGCUUCGAUCAAAAAUUCGUCUAACACGGCCAGACUAUCGCGUCAUGUUAAAUCCUGUAGAAAAGGAGAAACGGGACAGAAAAGACAAAAAGAAACCACCCAAACGGAUACGGGACAACAAAAGCGUUUCGCAAUGUCUUCGGCAAGCGUGGACACUGCCAAGUAAAGUGGCAUUGCCUGCUACCACCAGUGCCACCGCAACCAAAAUCAACAAACAGCAGCAGCAAGCAGAUGAACAGCCCGAUGAAGAAUACAUAAAAAUCGCCACCCAGCAAGAGCCUUCGCAAGCGGCCGUUGGCAUUCAAGCCAUUCCGUCGGUAAGCUUGUUCGACCGGCAGCAGGAUGUGUUGGCACGGUACAUCUUCAACGAAACGACCGAGGCGCAGAUCGACCGCCAGCUGCAGCAGUUGCUGGACGGGUUUCAGGCGGAGUACGAGAGUAAGUGUGCCGAGCUGGAGGGUUCACCGCCGCCGGGAGUGCGGCCGGGCGAGCACGAUGCUAACGAUGAACCACUACAGGCGACAUGUUUGCCCGCUACGAGUGCCAAACCAGUUGCAACGAUACGGAAUAAUUCACCAACCGGUGCUUUAUCGCCUCCACUACUAACAGACAGUGAACCAUUCAUAAUGCCUGACUUUAGUAAGGAGAUUGCUCAGCUGGAAGACAUGAUGGAAUUGGACAGCCCGCAGCGGCCUGUUCCCGAGCUGGAUCCACUUGUUCCCAUCGUCGAAAUACUGGAGGAGCCUCGAAGAGUCGUGCAACAGGUGGUUGUUCCUACGGUGACCGAAAACGCUUGCCUCGAUCUGUCGGUACAGAGGGAAAAAAUAGAUCACGUGAAUCGUGUACCAACCGCCAUGAGCAUCGAUGAGGAAUGUACAAGGGCGCAUCUAAUUCGACCAGCCUACGUACCGGCAGUUCCUGCGGCGGCGGUUCCACCAAACUCGCAACGCUUCGAUGACAUUCUCGACCUUCGCGUUUCAACACCAUGGAAGCCUCGUUCGGCGGCCGUUACGGUGGCUCCUUCCAAAUCCGCCUGCAAACCGCUCGCCGACACGGCUGAACUCGGCACACAGACCAGAUGGCAGCGGCGAAACGUUGGCAUUCAGCACCGUCCGCUAGCUUCGUUCGAUUUCACCGAUCGCAACCUGAUCGUGCUGGCACAGGCACUCGAAGCCGAUCCGGCCCGGCUGAAGUGUAAAAUGCGAAGCGUUGUGAAAUCGUCCGCCGAACCGAUCUGGCGGACGCGCGAUCUUGCGGCAGUAUUUUCCCUGGCCGAUCCUUACUAUGCGAAUUUGAAACAGUUCCUAUAAAGGACGUAAGCGGGCGGCGGCAU
Messenger RNA from Anopheles merus, 1560 nucleotides. RefSeq lists its product as uncharacterized. The record is from RefSeq and is a predicted model, not a curated record. NCBI's taxonomy places the organism in Eukaryota, Metazoa, Arthropoda, Insecta, Diptera, Culicidae. Bases 194 to 1537 code for a protein of 447 amino acids. The transcript is spliced from 2 exons.